Molecule: messenger RNA, 906 nt
Organism: Rosa rugosa (rugosa rose)
Lineage: Eukaryota; Viridiplantae; Streptophyta; Magnoliopsida; Rosales; Rosaceae
Product: seed lectin beta chain-like
Exons: 2
Coding region: 1-906 (301 amino acids)
Molecular function (GO): carbohydrate binding
Source: RefSeq, a predicted model, not a curated record
AUGGUUGUCAAUCACUCCAGUGACAUGACAUCAAUCCGGUCAGGAAAACUUCAAUUCCUUCUUGCACUAAGACUCUUUACUUUCCCGAAUUUUAAUCAAGAUGAUAUUGUCAAUAUAACGCGAGAAGGAGACGCUUAUAUUGACAAGGAAUUUCUCCACCUCACCAAUAGCUCACAAGACCAGCGACCGGGUGGAAUUGGUCGAGCCACGUACUACCAGCCCUUCCUGCUCCGAGAAAAUACCACUGGAAAACUCGCCGAUUUCACCACAAAUUUUACAUUCUCCAUUUAUGCGCCAAAUUAUGCCAAUUUAACAUGGGGUGCCGGUGAUGGACUAGCCUUCUUCUUAGCGCCAGACAGGUCCGAACUCAACAACUCAGAUGGCUUUGCUCUUGGCCUCCCCUUGUAUCAUCAGUACCCAUUUGUGGCGGUGGAAUUUGAUAUCUUCAAGAACUACGAAGCCAUCCCCAACACAAAUGAAACCGUCGACGACCCAUCCGAAGAUCAUGUGGGUAUCGACGUCAACUCUGUCAAGUCGCGGAUUGCCGUCCCUUGGAAUGGUAGUAUUGUCAAUGGACAAAACAAUGAUGUCCGGAUCAGUUACAGUUCUAGCACAAAAAAUCUUAGCAUUGCCUUCACAACUUUUUUAAUGAAUGGUACCAAAAAGAUGAGCUAUUUUUCUUACACAGUUGAUCUGAACAAUGUCUUACCGGAUUGGGUCAUUGUUGGGUUCUCGGCUUCAACAGGUGAAGCUGCUUAUGCUAUAUUUAAGAUCGUCUCGUGGAGUUUUACUUCAACUCCUCUGGUUGAUGAGAAUGCCAGGGACAACACUCCGGUAAGUGUACUUUCUGCUCCUACGCCUAGCCCUAUGGCUAGUUCUAGUCCCACCUCCAGGCUCCAGCAAUAA